GGAUCAUUCCAUGGUUGCCACGUGGAAGGAAAAUCCAAAAGCUUGUCAUUUCACGAGCAGCACACUGCUACAAAUUGCAUCGUUUUGAGACAAAACUCAAUAAUUCUACUCGUCAAUGCUUCAUGAACUUGCUGGUUAAUCCUUGAAGCUUAGUUCAUCUUCCAGACACUCUUUCUCUCCCAAACUCUGCGUGCAUCAUUGGCUGAGUUCAGAAGUAUCAAAGAUGGCGGCAGUGGCUGCUUCAAGUAACUUAGUGUCCAGCAGUUCUUACAUCCACCACAGAUCAAUUCUCUCAUAUGAGUCUAAAGCUGCAUCGACGGGACUUCGAUCUCUAAGGCAGACAAAUACUCACAAUGGACUGAGAAUUUUGAACCUGGUGGAUGAGCUGUUAAACAGAACCCCAAUUCAAGUUAAGGCAGUGCAAGCUAGGAGGAAGGGUCUUCAAGGCAAGAAUGUCAGGCCAACAGGUGUCAUAAUUUGUGGCAUGAAUUUGAUCUUCCUCGGGACGGAGGUUGGUCCGUGGAGCAAAACUGGUGGCUUAGGAGAUGUUUUAGGAGGUCUGCCGCCAGCAUUAGCAGCUAAUGGGCAUAGAGUUAUGACCAUAGCUCCACGCUAUGACCAGUACAAAGAUGCAUGGGAUACAAGUGUAACAAUUGAGGUGAAAGUAGGAGACAAAACAGAAAAAGUUGGCUUCUUCCACUGCCAUAAGAGAGGAGUUGAUCGUGUAUUUGUAGAUCACCCUAUUUUUCUUGAAAAGGUCUGGGGGAAAAGUGGAACCAAACUUUACGGGCCUACUGCAGGAGAGGAUUACCAAGACAAUCAACUACGUUUUAGCCUGUUCUGCCAGGCAGCUUUGGAAGCACCAAGGGUUCUGAAUCUUACGAGCAAUAAAUAUUUCUCAGGACCAUAUGGUGAAGAUGUCAUUUUCAUCGCCAACGAUUGGCACACUGCCCUUAUCCCUUGCUACUUGAAAUCUAUGUACCAGUCAAUCGGCAUCUAUAAGAAUGCCCGAGUUGUUUACUGCAUUCACAACAUUGCUUACCAAGGCAGAUUUGCAUUUGCGGACUUUCAACUUCUCAAUCUCCCUGAUCAAUUCAAAAGCUCCUUUGACUUCCUUGAUGGGCAUGUUAAACCAGUGAUUGGAAGGAAAACCAAUUGGAUGAAAGCUGGAAUUUUAGAAUCAGACCUGGUGUUAACUGUUAGUCCAUACUAUGCUGAGGAACUUGUGUCAGGCCCAGAUAAAGGAGUGGAGUUGGACAACAUCAUUCGCAGAACUGGUAUUACUGGAAUUGUGAAUGGCAUGGAUGUUCAGGAGUGGAAUCCAUCCACGGACAAAUAUUUAACAGUCAAAUACAAUGCUUCAACAGUGGUGGAAGGAAAGGCUCUUCUGAAAGAAGCCCUCCAAGCAGAAGUUGGGUUGCCGGUCGACAGAAAUAUUCCUCUCAUCGGUUUCAUUGGUAGGCUUGAAGAGCAAAAGGGUUCUGAUAUUCUUGUGGCAGCCAUUCCCCAAUUUAUUAAGGAGAAUAUUCAGAUAGUAGCCCUUGGAACAGGAAAAAAACAAAUGGAAAAGCAGCUUGAGCAACUCGAAAUAGCAUACCCUGACAAGGCCAGAGGAGUUGCAAAAUUCAAUGUUCCCCUAGCCCACAUGAUAAUUGCUGGAGCUGAUUUUAUAUUGAUUCCUAGCAGAUUUGAGCCUUGUGGUCUCAUUCAGUUACAAGCUAUGCGCUAUGGAACUGUACCAAUUGUUGCCUCAACAGGUGGAUUAGUCGACACAGUCAAAGAAGGUUUCACUGGUUUUCAGAUGGGUUCCUUCAAUGUUGAGUGUGAAGCUGUGGAUCCUGCGGAUGUGGAUGCUCUAGCAAAGACUGUCAAAAGGGCCCUUGCAGUACAUGGAACUCUAGCUUUUACAGAAAUAAUCAAGAAUUGCAUGGCUCAAGAUCUUUCAUGGAAGGGACCUGCUAAGAGGUGGGAGGAAGUGUUGCUAAGCUUGGGAGUUCCCGGCAGUGAAGCUGGAAUUGAGGGAGAAGAAAUUGCUCCACAAGCAAAGGAAAACUUGGCAACUCCAUGAUAAGAACAAAGCUGUGAGGGAAGCUUCUGCUAGUAUGUGUUUCAUGAAGUUCCCAUGUGUUCUUCAUACUUCCAUUUUUGUUUUCUUUUAAAAUAGGGCCAUUUAAUUUUAAACUGCGCAGAUUAUUUUUUAGGAAUUUUAUGUAAAGUAGAGGUUAAUUUUAUAUAAUUAUAGUUAUCAUUUUUUAUAAAGUAACUUUGUUUUGAAGCUACUAUAAAAA
Messenger RNA from Lotus japonicus, 2288 nucleotides. Its product is annotated as granule-bound starch synthase 1, chloroplastic/amyloplastic-like. Gene Ontology annotation, molecular function: alpha-1,4-glucan glucosyltransferase (UDP-glucose donor) activity. Lineage: Eukaryota; Viridiplantae; Streptophyta; Magnoliopsida; Fabales; Fabaceae. The transcript is spliced from 14 exons. Bases 224 to 2068 code for a protein of 614 amino acids. The record is from RefSeq and is a predicted model, not a curated record.